UCGACCAGGAUUACAGCUCCAAAGGGAUUUAGGAUUUCCACUCGCAGCACACAUGUUGCAGUUACAGUUUGUGAGUCGUGCUUCCACGUCUCCUCUACCUGCUUAACACUUUUGCCACUUUCAGAAGACCUCAGCUUUUUCUGCACUCGGCGCUGAUGGAUGAUGAAAAAAGAAAUGAAUGUGCAGAGUGGAGAUAAAUUGCAGAUUUGAAAACAAACUGCUGCUUCUGUUUUUUUUUUUAUGCGGGUCUUUGCAAUGGAGCAAUAUUGAGGAGAUAGCGGUGCAAUAAGCAGGUUUGCUGCAACAACAUUACAGGAUUAUUGACCAACUGUUGAUUCCACACAAACUGUGAAAGGAAGGGGAAGUCUUUCUUUUUUUUUCUCUCUUUGGAAUUUACAUUAAAGAUGGGAAUCAGCCAGCAAGUGAUACGUUUGAUGACAAACAAGGCAUUGAUCGUGCAAUCCCAAUAAAACCCUCCUUGAACACGACUGACGACUGAGUCGAUCAAAUUCAGUCAACUGAGGACUGAAUAUCAGUUAUUUGCAAUGAGUGCUCACAAGAAGAGACACUUUUUGUCCAUCGGCCCAGUUUCAUCGGCCCUGCUGUGUUCAGCUGCUCUGGCCACUGCUGACGUACCUGGACCUCCGGCUAAAGGAGCUUUUAUCUCUGAAGGCUUGAAAGACAAAGAGAAGGAGAAAAAGAAGGUGGUAGCAAAAUGUAACAGCCAGACACAAACAUCUCCAUCCCGUGUGGUGGAGGAGAUCUUCUGGAUAGGCAACAGCAUUGUGGCCUUCUCAAAGUGGAGACUUGGCUAUAUAGUGGAGAAAUGUAUGACCUCCAUGCAGAUGGGUACCCAGAUGGUGAAACUCCGUGGCAGCUCCAAGGGACUGGUGCGGUUCUUCUAUCUGGAUGAACACAAGUCCUGUAUCCGCUGGAGGCCGUCGCGCAAGAAUGAAAAGGCCAAGAUCUCUAUAGAUUCCAUCCGGGAAGUGUGCGAGGGUAAGCAGUCUGAGAUCUUCCAGCGUUAUGCUGAGGGCAGCUUUGACCCCAACUGUUGCUUCAGUUUAUACUACGGAGAGCACAUGGAGUCCCUGGAUCUUGUGUCUGGUACCGGUGAGGAAGCACGAACCUGGAUCACCGGCCUCAAAUACCUGAUGGCUGGCAUCAGUGACGAGGACAGCCUGGCCAAGAGGCAGCGUACCCGAGACCAAUGGCUCAAACAGACUUUCGCAGAGGCUGACAAGAACGGAGAUGGGAGCUUAAGCAUUAGUGAGGUCCUCCAGCUCCUACAUAAACUCAACGUCAACCUACCCCGACAGAAGGUCAAACAGAUGUUCAAGGAAGCGGACACAGAUGACAAGCAAGGAACCCUGGGCUUUGAAGAGUUCUGCUCCUUCUACAAGAUGAUGUCCACUCGCAGAGACCUGUACCUCCUGAUGCUCACAUACAGCAACCACAAAGACCACCUUGACGCUGAUGACCUGACCCGCUUCCUGGAGACGGAGCAGAAGAUGACCAAAGUGAGCAAGGACCACUGCCUGGAGAUUAUCAAGAAGUUUGAGCCAUGUUCGGAGAAUCAGAAGCAAGGAGUUUUAGGAAUUGAUGGGUUUACUAAUUACAUGCGCAGCCCUGCAGGGGAUAUCUUCAACCCAGAUCACUACAACGUGAACCAGGACAUGAGCCAGCCGCUGUGUAACUACUUCAUCGCUUCCUCACACAACACGUACUUGAUGGGAGACCAGCUUAUGUCCCAAUCCAGGGUGGACAUGUAUGCCUGGGUGCUGCAGGCUGGCUGCCGCUGCGUUGAGGUGGACUGCUGGGAUGGUCAAGAUGGUGAACCUAUUGUUCAUCACGGCUACACUCUGACCUCCAAGAUACUCUUCAAAGAUGUUAUUGAAACCAUCAACAAAUAUGCCUUUGUGAAGAAUGACUAUCCGGUUAUCCUGUCCAUAGAAAACCACUGCAGUGUCCCUCAACAAAAGAAGAUGGCCGAGUACCUCAUUGAUAUUCUAGGGGACAAACUGGAUGUUUCGAACAUCAAAGCUGAAGACUCCGGACAGCUACCUUCACCUGAGAACCUGAAGGGAAAGAUUCUUGUUAAGGGUAAAAAAUUGCCACCAAACAUUGACGAGAAUGCCGAGGAGGGAGAUGUGUCAGACGAAGACAGUGCAGACGAGAUGGAGGAUGACUGCAAGUUGAUGAAUGGAGAUAUGUCAGCCAACAGGAAGCAGAUUGAGAACAUGGCCAAGAAAAAGCUAGACAACUUGAUGAAGGAGUCCAAGAUUCGAGACAGAGAAGACCCAGAUAGUUUCACCAUCGCUGCCCUUCCACCUGCUGGAGAUUCCGAUAAGACUGCUUCUAAGGCUAAAGGGCAAGAUGGCGUAGUCACAUCAGAUGAGGCUAACACCAGCAGCAAUAAACGUACAAGCCACUCGUUCAUGGGGAGUUUCUCAAAACACAAGAAAAAAACAAUGAAGCUGAAGAAGACCUCAAGCUUGGAAGACACCGAUACGGACCAAGAGAGCACCAGCAGUGCGUCUCGAGCACCUCUACAUCACAACAAAAAGAAGAAAACAAUGAAGUUAUCCAGAGCUCUGUCUGACCUGGUCAAAUACACAUGCUCGGUGGGCCUCUAUGACAUUGAAGCACAAGCCAACUGCACCUGGCAAGUGUCUUCCCUGAGUGAAACCAAAGCCCACCAGGUGAUGCAGCAAAAAGCCAGCGUGUUCAUCCAUUUUAACCAGCGACAGCUCUCACGCAUCUACCCGUCUUCUUAUCGCGUGGACUCCUCAAACUUCAACCCUCAGCCAUUCUGGAAUGCUGGUUGCCAACUUGUUGCACUCAACUAUCAGUCAGAGGGUCGAGUCCUUCAGCUCAACAGAGCCAAGUUCUACAGCAAUGGCAACUGUGGCUACAUCAUCAAACCCAACUGCAUGUGUGAAGGUGCCUUUAAUCCAAAUUUGGAGGAUCCAAUCCCAGGUCAGAUGAAGAAGCAACUGGUGUUGAAGAUCAUCAGUGGACAGCAGCUGCCUAAACCCAAAGAUUCGAUGCUGGGCGACAGAGGAGAGAUCAUUGAUCCCUUUGUGGAAGUGGAGAUCAUUGGCCUCCCAGUGGACUGCUCCAAGGAGCAAACCCGAGUAGUGGAUGAUAACGGUUUCAACCCGAUGUGGGAGGAGACUCUGGUGUUUACAGUUCACAUGCCAGAGCUGGCCCUUGUGCGUUUCCUCGUGUGGGACCAUGACCCCAUUGGUCAAGAUUUCAUUGGCCAGAGGACUAUUGCCUUCAACAGUAUGAUGCCAGGUUAUCGCCACGUGUACUUAGAAGGUAUGGAGGAGGCUUCCAUCUUUGUUCAUGUAGCUGUGCAUGACAUAACUGGUAAGGCCAGAGCGGUCAGCGGUAUAAAAGGGUUCUUUCACAGAAACCCAAAGCAAGCUUCCCUGGACAGCCAUGCUGUUGCACAGCACAGUCGUAAGCAACCAUUCGGUGCCCACCUCCUGCGGCGCACCGCCAGUGCACCAACCAAAGGUCAGCCCAAAGUCAAGAAGGGCCUUCCUGAGAUCGCCAUCAACACCAAAGACUGUAGCUCAGAGGGCACAAGUGAGGACAGAGAGUCUGAGGACAAGGCCUCUGCUUCCUCUUCUCACCAGCCCACACCACCACAACUCCGCAAUGGAGAUUCACUGGCAUCCCACCAAGCCAAAGGCCCAUGGGAACACCCUGACACCAAUGGGACUUUUCACGCUGAGGGUAAAGACUGUUCCGUAGCACAGAGUCCACCUGCACUGCUUCCAUUUCCUGCACUAAAUCACUCUGGGGAUUCUAAGAACACACACAUCAUCUGCUCUGUCACCAUUCCAGAGGACUGCCUUUCUACACAUCGUCCCUCAUCAUUCCCGCGGUCUCCAAACAGCCCAGUACACACUGAAUCCCAGUUCGCAGUUAAUUCAAAUCAAUUGCUGGACAUUCCAAGUAGAGUGAGUGUAAACAACAAAGAACUCAAUACACUUACUAAAACAAUGCCCCUCUCAGCGAAGUCAGCCGCUGAACAAAGCAUCCUAGGUUCCCAAACCCAAAGUACUAACUUGACCUUUGAGCACACCCAAAACCAGAGGGAACACCUUGAAACUCGAACAGACAAGAAAAAUAACAAAAACCAUGCACUGGAGAUUUCUGAAGCUCGUCCAGUCCUUGCACAACAAACAACCAAGGCCCAGAGAGCGAUCGGCACUUUGUCAUCACACAUACCAGUAAGAAGAACGAAGAGCGCGGGCCAUGUUCAAGCAGCUGCAGACUCAAGGGCUCAAUCCGUUCCUGAAGUAUGCACAGAUGCUACCACGACCGACCGCCUUUGGAGCAAGCUUGAGCCGGUCAGCCAUAGAGACAGUAUGUCCUCCUCCUCUAGCAUUUCUUCAAGUGACACGGUCAUUGACGUUUCCCAAAGCAACCUGGCCAAAAAGAGUCUUAUUGGAACAAGCGUCACCUGUGACCCCCCCUGUGCCAGCUGCCACCAUUCAGCAUUCGUUUCCUUCGACAGACUUCAAGUUAACAGAAGCAAAUCAAACCCCAAUCUUCAACAGCGUGACUGUUCCACAGAUCACCUGGAAUCGCCUGUAGACCGAACCAACAGACUUACUCAAAGAAGGCACACUUGGAGCAGACUCUUCAUGGAAGGGCUUAAGCAGUCAUCAGCCAGCAGGCCGCCAUCAGCAUCUCCAUCCAGAACGCCAGUGUCCAUAUCCAAAAGCCUUGGGGACCUUACAUCAGAUGAUAUUUCCUGUAACUUUGACAGCAAGUACCGCAGCAUCAGCCGUAGCUUCAUUGUUAGACCAACCAGGGAUCAGCUACUAAAGGGCAGCUUGGCAAAAACUCACCCUAGCAAUGACCUGACAGAGCAGCUACGGAAGCUGACCGAUGUGGAGCCCCUGAAUGCGAGUGACUUUGCACCUGAAAAUAGACUGAGAGAAUCUGAAGAGGAAUCUGUAGAAGAGCAUCUCAUUAGGAGAACAUCCUCCAGGAGCCAAAGUAGGGUGCGUUAUAUUGCAAACCGGGCCAAGAAGGCCCAAGAAAGGCAAAGGCUGCAGAGCUUGAUGCAAGGCAAUACGAGCUUCGGCCGUACCAAUAACAUGGGCGGAAGCAGUGGUUGCCCCAUUGAGGAGCGGGGGAAUCCUGAAGGAGCGUGUUGCAUAGCUGGAAGUCCCUGUGCUAGCCCAAACAUGCUAUGUCCAGCCACAUAUUUAGGAUCCCCCUUAAGACCGUCCCCUCCCUCCAAAAGCCCUGCAAACAGUGACGUCCAUUUUAUGCUUAGACUUUAAGUGGAGUGGCAGGUUUGAGUAAGUAAAGUCCCUUUUUUUGUUGUUUUUUUCCCAAGAAAAACUAUUUUAUUCUUCAGAAAUUAUAGCAUAGUUCAGCAGAAUAUUUCACAGAGGACCGGAGUCAUAAAAAUGAUCCUGAAAAACAUUUCUUCUCAAGGCAACUUAGCCAGCCCUGUAAAUUUGUUAGAUACAAUGUAUUGAAAGAAAAUUGCCAUUUUUAAUGUUGACUAUGAUCUAAUGUUAUGUUGAAGUAUUUUAGGAUUUACGGCAUUCAGUAGCAGUUUGAACCCUGUAAUUGUAUAAUCAUAGUUUAAAUAAAUUAAAAACAAAAUAUCAAGAUAUUAUUUUUAGCCCAUCCAUUAAGCAAUAUACGAGUGAUGGCAUUGUUAUGUGCAAAAUAAUGUGCAGUUUUAUGCUAAAAGAUGAGCUUUCCUGAGAAAAUGAACUCUCCCCACAAUGCAAGGUAAACGUUUUAAUUCAUAUACUGCUUUGUGUAGUGCUUACAUGUAAAAUGCAACCGAGCUGCCAAUCGUCUGCGAAUGAUACUGAUCUGCAGCAUGUCACAGCACUGACAGAACUACUAGUAGUUCUUCUUUUCGGAAUAUUUUAGUUGACUGCAUGUGUUAUAUGCACUGUAUUUACCCCUUGACUGGGUUUUAUUUUACUAACUCUUUUAUAUCAACAUGUUCAAUGUAACAACCUGUUUUGUAGGAUGGUUUGAUGGUGCUCCUAAGAGCGUCACAGUGUAGUUUUUAUGUUCUCAGUAGUCCAUGGUACUAAAAACAAAACAAAGCACGUUUGUCAGCCUGCUGCAUUGUUUGUACUGCCAUGCCAGAUGUUUGUGCAAAAAAAAAGAGAGACGAUAUUUAAACAAAAAUGUGUAAUUAUGACUUUAAUAAAUUC
Messenger RNA from Doryrhamphus excisus (bluestripe pipefish), 6215 nucleotides. The record is from RefSeq and is a predicted model, not a curated record. Lineage: Eukaryota; Metazoa; Chordata; Actinopteri; Syngnathiformes; Syngnathidae.